Molecule: messenger RNA, 477 nt
Organism: Adineta ricciae
Lineage: Eukaryota; Metazoa; Rotifera; Eurotatoria; Adinetida; Adinetidae
Source: the annotation of a GenBank genome assembly
AUGUUUUGCUGUCUUCAAUUUUUUAAAACAUCAUCAAUCACUAAGAAAGCGACGAGAGAAAGCUUUUAUAUUAUUCAUGACGAUCGUAUUCUGGUCGCCUCAUCGAAUGUAGUCGAAGACGAUACUUCCGUCUCUUUACUGUUCAACGGCACAAUGCCUGAUCGAACAUGUCCAACUCAAAAAUUCAACGUCCUCCUCGUCGAUGAUAAUAAUAACAAUACGAGUUCUAUUGUAUCACCGACAACUUGUACCAAUGGCGACCAAUUCUCUGAACGUCUCUUCUCAAUUAAAAAUGUUUCUACUAGUGAUUUUUCCGACAAGACAUCCAUGUUUUCAAGCAAAUCUAAAACGACAAGUUUAUCUAGUUUGGCCAUCAAGGCCAGACCUUUUGACGAAUUUCUCGCAGGUGUAACAUGCAAUCCUGCUCUGGGUCCUAUCGAAGAACAAAAUCCCGCAACGAAAUCCGACAAAGAUUGA